Molecule: messenger RNA, 4767 nt
Organism: Mycotypha africana
Lineage: Eukaryota; Fungi; Mucoromycota; Mucoromycetes; Mucorales; Mycotyphaceae
Product: UDP-glucose:glycoprotein glucosyltransferase-domain-containing protein
Exons: 14
Coding region: 1-4767 (1588 amino acids)
Cellular component (GO): endoplasmic reticulum
Molecular function (GO): UDP-glucose:glycoprotein glucosyltransferase activity
Source: RefSeq, a predicted model, not a curated record
AUGAUUAUACCCCGGAUAAGGAGAAGUAUCCUUGGCUUAGUCACGGUGGGAAUUUGUACUCUCAGUGUCAAUGCUGAGUCAACACAACACCCAACUGUCGACCUAACCAUGGUAGCUCCUUGGCUGGCACCUAACUUUGUUAAUGAAAUCGCCGAAACGAUAGCAAAUCAUAACGAGACGUUAUUUCAACAUUUAAUCGAGGAAUUUGUUGCUCUAGAACAAAAGGCUUCACUAAAAAAUGCGACACCAUAUCAAAUUUAUAGAGACACGACAGCUAUGUUAACCACCUCGCGCAUGAGCCAAGAAGAACUCGGCCUAUUCAACCUUGCCCUGGCUCUUCAUGAAGCAGCACCGCGUAUCCAAGCAUUUCAUCAAUAUUACCGAGAAGGUAUUACUCGUUCAUUAUCUAACUAUGACGAUGGCUGUGACACUUGGAUUCAAUAUUUGGAAGAUCAACAGUUCUGUGAAUGGGAUGAAUUUUAUAACGCAUUUAAAAAAAGUCAGUUAAUAUCUGCUGAAAAUAGCGCACCUGCGGCAGGUUUAGAAAUUCUACCAUUUGAUCAUAUCGUGAAGGCCAGCGGACAAUACGCGAAUCCAAGAGCACAAACUCCCGUUUCCAUCGCGCUCUAUACAGACCGUUUCUCAGAUAAAUUCAACUUAUUUUAUCGACAACUGAAGCAACUUGCUGAUGAUAAUGAUAUAUCCUUUGUCCUAAGGUACAGACCUAUGACCGAUGAAAACAUUUCAACCAAUGCCAUUGCGCCUUUAUAUCUUUCUGGUUAUGGUGUGGAAAUGGCACUGAAAAAGACAGAUUAUUUGGUGAUCGAUGACCGAGAAUCACAAAGUAGGACAAGCAUGAAAGACAAAAUGGCACAUGUAGGCAAAAAAAUUGCCAAGUCAGCAAGUUCAUUAUUUGAAUCGGGUCAAUUGGAGACCAUUGAACCUGUUACGCCUGUUGAAAUUCAUAGACUCAGUUUCAAAGCAGCUCAAUACGUAGCUCGCUCCAAUAAGCCCUUGGAAAUCUUAACAGAAUUGUUAAACGAUUUCCCCAAGUAUGCCAAGAGCCUGAGUGAGAUAGAUUUAGAUGAAUCUUUUGCAGAGGAAAUUAUCGAUAACCAAUUACAUUUCCUUCGUGCUGGUAUGAAUGCCAUUUGGCUUAAUGGCAAAGGUUUAGAGUUUAAUCAAGUCGAUCCUUUUUACCUCCUUCGCGCUAUCCGUUCAGAAUUGAAAUUGAUCAACUCUUUCAAAAAGUUUGGUUUUACACCCAAGGAAGCCAUAGAGAUCAUUUCAAAUCCUGAAUUAACUGCUGCUCACAACCCGGGAGAGAAAAAAGAGGAAGUGUACGAUAUACGUGACACUUCUGAAAGUCACUUUAUUACUUGGUGGAAUGAUUUGGAGAAGGAUAAAAAGUAUAAAGAUUGGACAAAUAGUAUGGACCAGUAUAUACGUCCUAAUUACGCUGGUCAAAUUUUUCCUAUCAGAAAGAAUAUUUUCCAUUUGGUCCAUGUAGAAGAUCUAUCUAAUGUUGAAUCUCUUUUCCGUAUUGUAAAUGAAGUUAAUCCUAUGAUCAAACGACUGGUCCCAAUGCGAUUUGGCUUUGUUCCAGUCGUGAAGGGUAAACAGGAUAUAUCUACUGUUAUGGCUACAUUAUCCGAGUAUUUCAUUCAAGAAUAUGGAAAGGCUGUUAGCAUGAAGUUUUUGACUAACGUGCUUGAUUCUACUCGAGCCGAAGCUAAAAGACAUCCUACUAUUGAUAUAGUAAAGGAAUCUUUUGAAAAGACAGCCUUCGAAGCCGGAAAACCUAAAACUGGAAAGAGCCUUUCUUUUGAAGACGCAUGUAAUACACAAGAUACAUAUAUUCAAACUGUGCGCGAAUUUUUGAGACGUAUGGGUAUUACCGAACUUAAAGCAGAAGAUGGUUUAAUGUUUUUAAACGGUAGACUUGUUGAAUUCACUCAAGGCGUGAAAUGGGUCCAAAUUUUGAUGCCCGUUCUGGGCGACCUUCAAAGAUCACUUCAGAAAAUGGUCUUCAUGCGUGAAUUCGAUAACAAAGACUUUAACUAUUAUGAUCAUAUCAUGGAGCAACUCGGUGUUCUUCGCAACCGCAAUUCUUACAUCAAGCCUACAAACGCUCACCCACUCCGCUUCGAAAAAUUGGAUAACACUAGGGCUUCAGACAAGCUUGUAUAUUUCCAAAAAGAUGAAAAGACUGCACCAGUUGUAAACCUUUGGGUAUCUGCUAAUCUUGACACAGUUUCGGGUCUUAAAAUGGCAUCAGAAGCCCUCAAAUUUGCUUCAUCGCAUUCUAAUGUUAGAGUAGCUCUCAUUCAUAAUUUGAAUGAGACUCUCGAUAAUAAUGCGGAAAUGUCUAUCCAGCCAAUUAAGGAUAACAUUGAACCAUCAUUUUCAGAUUUGCUCGCCCACCUAAUUUUCGAAGAAAAAAAGAUGGGACUUCAGCAAUUACAGGAGCUUAUUGAGAGCGCUGCUGUGCAAAGUAGCCAAGUUGAGGCAGAUAGCAAUCAAACGCCGCUUAAGGCUACGGUUCCCGGUUCACCCAUAGUAGACAUGGUUGCUAAAGAGCAUGGUCAAAAAUGGACCGAACUGGUUGAUGCAUUGGCAGAAGAUGGACUUUCCAAGCCCUUCUGUGGUAUCGUUUUUAACAACAGAGUAAUUGGACCUUUCCAACCUCACGAAGAAUUCAGCUAUACCGAUUACGAGUCUCUCUUUGAGCUCGAAUAUAACACUCGCGUAGAGCCUAUCAUGAAAGCAAUUCGUGAAACUGGACAUUCUUCAGUGACUGGACAUUCUUUGGCUGAUGUUCUGUCUGAUCUUGCCUAUCUCAUUGAAACUGAUAAGGCGGAUGCUCCUGACCAUCUCAUGAUGACAGAGGAACCUUUGAACCGUCAACGUGUUUACAAUCUUAUUCCCGGAAAGAAGUAUACUCGUUUAGUUGUGGGUGAUCCCAAAGCUUCCUUUUUGGAAAUCGGCCUCAUCAUUGAUCCCCUCUGUGAAACAGCUCAAAAGUGGGUCCCUAUCAUCAACACCUUAUCCAAAAUGGAAGGUGUAUCUGUCAUUAUGCAUUUGAACCCUGUAAAUGGGUUGAAUGAAUUACCGCUGAAGCGCUUCUACCGUUAUGUAUUUGAUGCUGAACCUCAUUUUGAUCCUACAACGGGUGUGCAAGAAAUUCCAACUGCUUACUUUGAAGAAUUGCCUACGGAGGCUCUCUAUACAUUGGGUGUAGAGACAACGAACGCUUGGCAUGUGACUGUACGUGAAGCCAACAUGGAUCUGGAUAAUAUUGUCCUAAAGUCGUUAAGCACUGAUGAGCAUGGCGUGUCUGCUUUAUAUGAACUUGAAAAUAUUCUUCUUGAGGGCCAUUGUCUGGAUAUCAACAACAAGGCUCCUCCUCGGGGCCUUGAAUUCGAGAUUACCUCACCCUCCAACGGCUUACAAAAGGAUACGCUUGUCAUGGCUAAUUUAGGUUACUUUCAGCUGAAAGCGUUGCCGGGAGUGUGGGAUUUACACUUACGUGAGGGACGUUCUACAGAGGUUUAUUCCAUCACAGAUAUUUCCUCGGAGGGUAAAUGGAAUUGGGAUGCGAAUGACAAGAACGAAACGGUGAACAAUAAGAUGGCCAUCUACUCUUUUGAAGGCUUGACUGUUUUACCUCUUGUCCAUAAGAAUCCUGGUAUGGAGCAUGAGGAUGUGCUAAACACAGGCGCAGCUCAAAAGAUGGAAGACAAAGAAAAAAGCGGCCUAUGGUCUUCCAUAUCCAACAAAUUCUUUGGUCAGAAGGAAAAGCAUACGAGUGACAAAGGCACUGGGCUCGUUGCCAAACGAAAGCAGGCGGAUAUCAAUAUUUUUUCUGUUGCUUCUGGAAAGUUAUAUGAACGCUUUCUUUCUAUUAUGAUUGCAUCCGUUAUGAAGCACACGGAGAGUACUGUCAAAUUCUGGUUUAUUGAGAACUUUUUGUCACCAGAAUUCAAGGAUUUCGUACCUCAUAUGGCGGAAGAGUAUAACUUUGAUUAUGAAAUGAUCACCUAUAAGUGGCCUGCUUGGCUUAGAACACAGCGAGAAAAGCAGCGUACCAUUUGGGGCUACAAGAUCUUAUUCUUAGAUGUUCUUUUCCCCUUAAACUUGGAUAAGGUCAUCUUUGUUGAUGCAGAUCAGAUUGUUAGAACUGACCUUCAGGAAUUGGUCGAUAUGGAUUUACAAGGAGCGCCUUAUGGCUAUACACCUUUCUGUUCUGACCGUACAGAAAUGGACGGUUUCAGGUUUUGGAAGGAAGGGUAUUGGGCUCAGCACCUGAGAGGAAAACCUUAUCAUAUCAGUGCAUUGUAUGUAGUCGACCUUCAUCGUUUCCGUCAAAUGGCAGCAGGUGACGUUCUUCGCGCACAUUAUCAACAACUGAGUGCAGAUCCAAACUCUCUUGCCAAUCUGGAUCAGGAUUUGCCCAACAAUAUGCAGCAUCUUGUUCCCAUAUUCUCCUUGCCUCAGGAAUGGCUUUGGUGUGAAACUUGGUGUAGUGAUGAAAGCUUGAAAACAGCAAAGACCAUUGAUUUGUGUAAUAAUCCUUUGACAAAGGAACCAAAGCUUGAUCGGGCUCGUCGACAGGUUCCCGAAUGGGAAUCUUAUGAUAAAGAAAUUGAUGCACUCCGUAAACGAAUAACACCAUGCACACCUAUCAUUGCCAAUGAAUUUGGUGAUCAAACAAUUAUUCAUGCCAGAGAGGAACACGAUGAUAAACACAUCAAGGACGAAUUGUAA